AGUCUCUAGUCAUCAAUUCCCUCACGUUCGAAGAACCGUGACUUGAUUUCGAGAUAACAAGACCGUAUUCCCUUCUGGUCAAUCCUGUCCUCCGUCAGGAUGAAGACGGAGGUACUUUGCUUGCUAAUCUGUCUCGGCGUUGUCACCGCUUUAACGAGAAAACAAGAGGCAGCCGAGCAGAAUCGUCGGAAGGCAGCUGUGCCAAGUUUGCAAAAAAAGCAACAAACCGCAGCGGAGGAGCAAGAAGAGUACGAGGACGAAGACGAACUUUCGGAUCAAUGUCCUGAGCCGAAUGGUUACUUUCCUGACGCAGAACAGUGCGACAAAUACUACGACUGUCGGGAUGGUAAAUUCACGGAGAAACUAUGCCCAGAUGGUUUGGUAUUCAACGACUUCAGCCCGCAACACGAAAAAUGCGAUCUACCCUUCGGAAUUGAUUGCACCAAGAGGCCGAAGUUACAAAAACCGCAGCCAUCACCGCAUUGCCCAAGAAUGCACGGUUACUUCGCCCACGAAGAUCCUCGAAAUUGCAACACGUUCUACUAUUGCGUCGAGGGAAAGUUCAACAUGAUCACUUGUCCAGAUGGUUUGGUCUUCUCCGAGAAGACGGGGAUUUGUAACUGGCCCGAUGAGGCCCAGAAGAAGGGUUGUGGAUCUAGAGAGCUUUUCAACUUCACCUGUCCAAAAGUCGACGAUUCUGUCGCUGCGACGCAUCCUCGAUACCCUGAUACAGAAGACUGUCAGUAUUUCUAUGUUUGCGUGAAUGGUGAGGUACCUAGGAGAAGCGGGUGCAAGCUGGGUCAAGCUUUUGAUGAACGCACUGGAAAAUGUGAUUGGGCUAGGAAGAUACCUGAGUGCAAAGACUGGUACAAAGGUCAACUGACUGACGAAGAGUUGGACGCCUUGGAACAUCCACCGCCAAAGCCAAAACCCACUGGUGGUCCCAGCAGAAGAAAAGGCGGCAAACCAACGUAGAUUUAAGACUAAACUCAUGUGUAUAUUUUAAUACUCAUUGACAUAUUAAAUACCACCUGGUGAAUAAAACAUUUUUAAUACAA
Megachile rotundata (alfalfa leafcutting bee) is the source of this 1058-nucleotide messenger RNA. It is a transcript of the gene Cpap3-b, whose product is annotated as cuticular protein analogous to peritrophins 3-B. The record is from RefSeq and is a predicted model, not a curated record. Gene Ontology annotation, molecular function: chitin binding. Gene Ontology annotation, cellular component: extracellular region. NCBI's taxonomy places the organism in Eukaryota, Metazoa, Arthropoda, Insecta, Hymenoptera, Megachilidae.